AUGUCUCAGAGAAAGUUAUUACAAGAGAUUGACAAAGUCUUCAAGAAAGUGAAAGAAGGUCUUGAGAUAUUUGAUGGCUACUAUGAUAAACUACAAAAUUGUGAAAGUCAAUCUCAAAAGGAGAAAAUUGAAGGUGAUUUGAAGAGAGAAAUCAAGAAACUACAAAGACAAAGAGAUCAAAUAAAGAAUUGGUUAAGUGGCAAUGAAGUUAAAGACAAGAAGAACUUACUGGAGAAUAGAAGAUUGAUUGAAAACGCAAUGGAGAGAUUUAAGACCGUGGAGAAGGAUAUGAAGACAAAAGCUUUCUCGAAAGAAGGAUUAAGUAUGCAAAGAAUUGAUCCAAAGCAAAAAGAGAAGAACGAGUCAUCUGACUUUUUACAUCAAAUGUUGGAGGAACUAGAAAGACAAUGUGAGAAACAUGAAGCUACAAUUGAUCAAAUUCAAAGUUCUGGGAAAAAGGGUAAAAAACUGGAUGGUGCUAAACAACAAGAAAUUGAAGAGUUGACAAAGAAAAUCUCUAGAAAUCAUUGGCAUCAAGAGAAAAUGGAACAAAUGUUGAGACUAUUGGCUAAUGAUGAUAUUGAAUGUGAACAAGUUAAUGGGUUACAAGAAGAUAUCAAGUAUUAUGUUGAAUCCAAUGAGGAUGCUGAUUUUGCAGAAGAUGAAGGAAUUUACGAUGAAUUAGGAUUAGAAGAUAUUGAAGACAUGUAUGGCCAUGUUGGUGACUAUCCUCAAGCUGCUCCAGAAGAUGAAAUAGAACAGGAAGCUCCUAUAGUGGACCCAUCACCUCAGAAAAAACCUUCAGUCAGUUCACAUCCAUCAGCUACAAAUGUUGCUGCUAGUGCAUCUUCAACUUCUGUCAACACAAUCUCAAAGCUUCCACCACCGGGUUUACCUCAACCAUCAACAACUUCAAGUACAACAAAUUUGAAACCUUCAGUUACACCUUUAAAGACAGAUUUGAAGUAUUCGUCAGUAUUAUCAGCUGGUGUCCAAUCAAAUAACAAUACACCAAUAGCCACACAAGCACCAUCAAUCAGCACACCACCUAUAUCUAAUGCAGCAUUGAAUAAUAAUACUAAUAAUAACAACUUUAAUCAUAAUAACAUUUCAUCAACUGCUGCAUCUUCACCACAGGUUGCACCACCAGGAUUAACCAAAACAUCAAGUAUCACUACUGAUCAAAGUAGAGAGACAACACAAUCACCAGUUUUGAUUCCAAGUGGGUUCCAAGAUUUGAUACCAUCAUUUGAGAAAUCCAAACAAAACAUUUCAAAGCCUCCACCGCUUGAUGAGAUUUCAAAAAUUUUAGAAACUUCACUAUUGAACUGCCCAGACUCUUUAGAUGCUGAUAAACCAAAGACUUACUCACCAUUAAAUCCACAUCCUACAUCAGUUUAUUAUCCUCAAGAACCGCUUCCUGAAUUGAGCUAUUCUUCAAUAGUAUCGAAAUUGGAUCUAAGUACUUUGUUUUAUAAUUUUUAUUAUGAACAAAAUCAAUAUAUUCAAAUUUUAAGUGCAAGAGAAUUGGUAAAGAAAGGAUGGGCAUUUGAUAAAUUAUCAAAACAUUGGUUUCAAGAAGUUGAAGAAAUCCAGCCUCCAAAUAUUGUUAAUGAUCAAAUCAUACAUUCUGAAAAGAAAAUUGCUUGGAAAUAUUUUGAUAAUGAUGGUGUUUGGUUACCUCGUCGUAAAGAGGAUGUAUUUAAUCCAGAGCAGGUACAACUUGAAACAAAUUUCUAG
Messenger RNA from Hansenula anomala, 1740 nucleotides. Its product is annotated as CCR4-NOT core subunit NOT5. Gene Ontology annotation, cellular component: P-body; CCR4-NOT core complex; nucleus. The coding region runs from base 1 to 1740 and encodes 579 amino acids. Gene Ontology annotation, biological process: nuclear-transcribed mRNA poly(A) tail shortening; regulation of DNA-templated transcription. The transcript has a single exon. The record is from RefSeq and is a predicted model, not a curated record. Lineage: Eukaryota; Fungi; Ascomycota; Saccharomycetes; Phaffomycetales; Wickerhamomycetaceae.